Molecule: messenger RNA, 348 nt
Organism: Ostreobium quekettii
Lineage: Eukaryota; Viridiplantae; Chlorophyta; Ulvophyceae; Bryopsidales; Ostreobiaceae
Source: the annotation of a GenBank genome assembly
AUGGCAAAGGAAUUCAGGGUUAGGUUUCGACACUCGGCCGGCGACCUGGGGCCGUUCGUUUUCUCCAAAGACACCACAAUCACGCAGGUGAAGGAUCACGUCUUUUCCCAGUGGCCCAAAGAUGGAGACUUUGCAUUGGAUCCUCCCACAAGCGCUGGAGAGAUCAGGUUAAUUCUCAGGGGCAAGUUUCUGGACGAUACCCGGGCACUGUUCGACUACAGGAAGGAGAUGGGAGAUCCUGACACGGACAGCAUUGUGACAAUGCACCUUGUGGUCAGGAAAAUGGCAAACUCAGGAAAGGGUGGGAAGCAGGGAGGGUCGUGUUGUGCCUGCUGCUCAAUACAAUGA